GAGCCCAGCGUUAAGGAGCCGGCGCCGGCAGCUGGGUCUCUCCGGCCCCCUGCCCUCGCCUUCCUGCUCUCGGGGCCUCACUCCUCGGGCUGUUCCGGAAGGGGGUUCUGGCCCUGAGGACGAGGACGGGGUGUCAGUCUACUACAUUUUUAAAGAGAACGUGUGGGUGAAAAGACCGAGCGAGGAAGAGCUAUGGACCCUGUGAGUCAGCUGGCCUCCGCGGGCACCUUCCGGGCGCUGCAGGAGCCCCUUGCCUUCCUGCGAACGCUGGAAUUGCUUUUUGCAAUCUUUGCAUUUGCAACAUGCGGUGGCUAUUCUGGAGUCCUGCGGCUGAGUGUGGACUGUGUCAACAAGACGGAGAGUAACCUCAGUAUUGACGUAGCCUUUGCCUACCCAUUCAGGUUGCACCAGGUGACUUUUGAAGUGCCUACCUGCGUGGGAAAGGGGCGGCAGAAGCUGGCCUUGAUUGGUGACUUCUCAUCUUCGGCAGAAUUCUUCGUCACCGUUGCCGUCUUCGCUUUCCUCUACUCCUUGGCUGCCACCGUCGUUUACAUUUUCUUCCAGAACAAGUAUCGGGAAAACAACCGUGGUCCGCUUAUUGACUUCAUCAUCACAGUGGUCUUUUCGUUCUUGUGGUUGGUGGGCUCAUCAGCUUGGGCAAAAGGGCUCUCUGAUGUUAAAGUCGCAACAGAUCCCAAGGAAGUAUUAUUACUGAUGUCAGCUUGCAAGCAGCCGUCCAACAAGUGCAUGGCUGUCCACAGCCCCGUUAUGUCCAGCUUAAACACUUCUGUGGUCUUUGGAUUCUUGAACUUUAUUCUCUGGGCUGGAAACAUAUGGUUUGUUUUCAAGGAGACUGGCUGGCAUUCCUCGGGGCAGAGAUAUCUGUCAGACUCAAUGGAGAAGCAUUCCAGCAGCUAUAACCAAGGUGGUUACAACCAAGACAGCUAUGGGUCAAGCAGUGGGUAUAGCCAGCAGGCAAGUUUGGGGCCCUCCUCUGAUGAGUUUGGGCAACAGCCCAGUGGCCCAGCUUCCUUUACCAAUCAGAUUUAACAGCAUAGUGUUUGCAUUCUUCUGGCGAUAGGCUCACCACCUUCCAUUUCAGUGGCAGAAUUUUAUAAGAGUUUAAAUCAAUUAUUAAUGCAGAGUGCCGAAGGUAAAUCAGAGAUCUGUAGUCCUCAUUAAGGCAGAAAGGCCUGGGUGGUGAUGAAUGGUACUUAGAGAUGAGAUAACAGGAGGAGCUCUAUUAUUCAUCACAGACAGCUAAUUGGAGAGUACCUUGUUAUAUACACAGAUACUUUCAUGGUCGUUUUGUAUGUGUGUUGAGAUAGUAGAAGUAUUUUGUCGCUUAAAGUCUCUAGAAUGUAAUGUGCAUAAAGCAGGUUAAAUAGCACUGGGUUUUCCUAUGCAUUUUAAUGCAAAAGAUGUUUUAACUAUUUCCCUAAGACAAUUUGGUGUAUCACAAUGUGCAUGUAUUAUCUUCGAAUCAUAGGCCCUCUAGGGCUGUGAAUCUUUAAGUAUUUGUUUCAGAAAAUUACUCUGCUUUGUUUUGUUUUUUACUUGAUGAAUCAGUGUUCAUAUGAUUUAGUGCAUGCAUGAGCAUUUUCUCACAAAAAGAACAUUUGAACUGUACUUAUGAAAAUUUUCCAGUUUGCACAAUGAAUUUGUUAAAUGGAUGUUUAAAGAAAUGUAUUCACUACUUUGUAUACUUUGCAAAUUUGUCUCUCUGGUUUUACCCAAGUUGUGAUUGCAUUGUAACUAGGUUGGGUUUUUUUCCUAUUAAUAGACAGUGUUAUAUAGGGUAACUACCCAAUAUUUAUUCUAUUUACUUAAGUAAAUAUUUAUAUUAUUGUAACUUUCAAUGGUGUUUUGUGGCUUUCAUCCUGUAGACCAUAAAUAGUAAGACCCAAUAACUGUAUUGUCUUUAUGGUGUGUUGUUUCCUCAGAAUAACAGAGUUGCAGAUAUCAGAUACCAUAUACAAGAAGCUGUCAUGCUGAAGUAUUAACUUGUAAAGGAUAUUCUGUAGAACCUACAUUCCUAGCUAAAUUUCUAAAUCUUAUUUAUUUAUAAAGUUAAUAUGCUCCUCAAAAGCUUAACUCACUAAUUACAAAUUCUGAUGUGUGUUGUUAACCAUUACAAAGUGGUUUCCAUGCGCCUCUCUCACAGGAGUCUCAUGAAAUAUUCCCCAGAAUGUAUUCAUUAUCAAGAAAAUGCCAAUCUUCAUCUCUUUGUUUUAACUCAAUUGAAACACCAGGGCCCAAAAUUGAGGGCAAGUUGAACCUCUGCAUUUCCAGAUAAAAGUCAUUAUUAUUGAAGUAUAAACUCAUUGUGUCAUCUGUGAUGUUGGAAGCAUUUUAGCAUCAAACAGCCUUGUGUCUUAGAUGAUAUCUGUAACUAGUUUCUGGAUUUCUUUGGAUAAAUUUGUAUUGUGAUAUCUAUUUGACCUUAAUAAAGUUAUUGUAUACAGUG
Molecule: messenger RNA, 2467 nt
Organism: Choloepus didactylus (southern two-toed sloth)
Lineage: Eukaryota; Metazoa; Chordata; Mammalia; Pilosa; Megalonychidae
Gene: SYNPR
Product: synaptoporin
Exons: 6
Coding region: 193-1050 (285 amino acids)
Cellular component (GO): synaptic vesicle; synaptic vesicle membrane
Source: RefSeq, a predicted model, not a curated record